Molecule: messenger RNA, 600 nt
Organism: Kazachstania africana CBS 2517
Lineage: Eukaryota; Fungi; Ascomycota; Saccharomycetes; Saccharomycetales; Saccharomycetaceae
Gene: YRB1
Product: Ran GTPase-binding protein YRB1
Exons: 1
Coding region: 1-600 (199 amino acids)
Biological process (GO): protein import into nucleus
Cellular component (GO): nuclear pore; cytoplasm
Molecular function (GO): GTPase activator activity
Source: RefSeq, a predicted model, not a curated record
AUGUCUGAACCAGUUACCAAACAAGAAGAAUCUUCUUCUGCUCCAAAGCCACCUUCUUCUGCCGUUUUCUCCAUGUUCGGUGGUAAGAAACCAGAAACUGAGGUUAAGAAGGAAGACAAAGCUGACGAUGAAUCCAAGAAAGACGAACCAAAGAAGAACGACGAAGAAGACGAAGAACCAGAUGUUCAUUUCGAACCAGUGGUUCAUUUAGAAAAAGUCGACGUCAAAACUUUAGAAGAAGAUGAAGAAGUUCUUUUCAAAGUGAGGGCAAAAUUAUUUAGAUUCGAUGCUGACGCCAAGGAAUGGAAGGAAAGAGGCACUGGUGAUGCUAAAUUCUUAAAGAAUAAAGCCACCGGUAAAGUCAGAUUACUGAUGAGAAGAGAUAAGACUCUAAAAGUCUGUGCUAAUCAUAUCAUUGCUCCUGAAUAUAGUUUGAAACCAAAUGUUGGUUCCGAUAGAUCAUGGGUUUACAGUUGUACCGCUGAUAUCGCUGAAGGUGCUCCAGAAGCUUUCACUUUUGCCAUUAGGUUCGGUAACAAGGAAAAUGCGGAUAAAUUCAAAGAAGAAUUCGAAAAAGCUCAAGAAUUGAACAAAAAAUGA